Molecule: messenger RNA, 136 nt
Organism: Funneliformis mosseae
Lineage: Eukaryota; Fungi; Glomeromycota; Glomeromycetes; Glomerales; Glomeraceae
Source: the annotation of a GenBank genome assembly
CUUGAGGAGACGGUUGUGUUGGAUGAAAAGAAACUCAAGAAGUUAAAGGGAAAUGCAGAAGCUCAAAAACGAGCUCAGGAGAAAAAGAAGGAAAAAUUGAAUAAAGAAAACAUCAUUGAGAUGUAUGAUGCGCCGG